Messenger RNA from Mauremys reevesii (Reeves's turtle), 3327 nucleotides. RefSeq names its product muscle associated receptor tyrosine kinase (gene MUSK). Gene Ontology annotation, cellular component: signaling receptor complex. The record is from RefSeq and is a predicted model, not a curated record. Bases 53 to 2896 code for a protein of 947 amino acids. Gene Ontology annotation, molecular function: transmembrane receptor protein tyrosine kinase activity; protein binding; ATP binding. Gene Ontology annotation, biological process: multicellular organism development; positive regulation of kinase activity; protein phosphorylation. NCBI's taxonomy places the organism in Eukaryota, Metazoa, Chordata, Testudines, Geoemydidae. The transcript has 17 exons.
GGGAACUCAGUGCACUUUGCCUAAAGGAGCCUUGUAUGAUUCUGGAUUAACCAUGAAAGACUUAAUGAACAUUCCACUCGUACAUAUCUUCAUCCUGGCGGCCUUCAGCUUAGCUGAAAAACUUCCAAAAGCUCCCCUUAUCAACACUCCUCUGGAAACCGUGGACGCACUAGUAGAAGAGGUCACUAAAUUCAUGUGUGUAGUGGACUCCUACCCCGAGCCAGAGAUUACCUGGACACGUAACAACAUUCCCAUCAGGCUGUUUGAUACACGAUACAGCAUAGAAGAGAAUGGGCAGCUUCUGACCAUUCGCAGCGUAGAGGACAGCGAUGAUGGAGUAUACUGCUGCUCAGCUGACAAUGGAGUUGGAGUGCCUGCAAGAAGCUGUGGGGCUUUACAGGUGAAAAUGAAACCUAAAAUAACUCGUCCUCCUGUAAAUGUAAAAAUAAUAGAAGGAUUAAAGGCUGUUCUUCCUUGCACUACCAUGGGGAAUCCCAAACCUUCUGUCUCUUGGAUCAAGGGAGAAACUGUUCUAAAGGAAAAUGCUCGGAUUGCUGUUCUGGAAUCAGGGAGUCUAAGGAUCCAUAAUGUUCAAAGAGAAGAUGCAGGACAUUAUCGCUGUGUAGCAAAGAACAGCCUGGGCACAGCCUAUUCGAAACCUGUCACAAUGGAUGUAGAAGUUUUUGCCAGAAUCCUGAAGGCUCCUGAAUCCCACAAUGUCACCUUUGGGUCUGUGGUGACUCUGCGGUGCACGGCAACGGGCAUUCCCAUUCCCACUGUCACGUGGCUUGAAAAUGGAAAAGCUGUUUCUGCAGGAUCUAUAGUCGAAAGCGUGAAAGACAGAGUGAUCGACUCCCGACUGCAAGCGUACGUCACCAGGCCGGGCUUGUUCACUUGCAUUGCCACCAACAAACACAGCAAAACCUUUGGCACCGCAAAAGCUGCAGCGACUAUCAGUGUGUCAGAAUGGAGCAAACUGUACAAGGGUGAUACAGGCUACUGCAGCACGUACAGAGGUGAGGUGUGUAGUGCUAUCUUGGUGAAGGAUGCUCUUGUUUUCUUCAACUCCUCCUAUGCUGACCCAGAGGAGACCCAAGAGCUGCUUGUUCACACUGCCUGGACUGAACUGAAAACGGUGAGUUCAUUCUGCCACCCGGCUGCUGAGUCUCUGCUGUGUAACUACAUCUUCCAGGAGUGCAAUCCCUCAGGAGUUGGACCGGCUCCGAAGCCAGUGUGCAGAGAGCAUUGCCUUGCGGUAAAGGAUCUCUACUGCUUUAAGGAAUGGCUCUCACUGGAGGAGAACUCCCAGAAAGGGAUUUACAAACCAGGAUUAAUGCUGCUCGCUCUACCUGAAUGCAACAGACUUCCCAGCCUGCACCAGAACCCCAAGGCCUGCACCAGGAUUCCAUAUUUCGAUUUUGAGACAGAAAAUACAACCACAACUUGCUACAAAGGCAAUGGCAGGUUCUACCAGGGUUCUGUCAAUGUCACAACCUCAGGCAUUCCUUGCCAGAAGUGGAGUGAACAGGUACCCCAUUUGCACAGAAGGACCCCUCAGGUUUUCCCAGAGCUGUCAAAUGCAGAAAACUCUUGCCGUAAUCCAGGAGGGGAAAAUGAACGUCCCUGGUGCUACACAAAGGACCAUUCUGUAAACUGGGAAUACUGCAGUGUGCCUCUUUGUGGAGAGGUAUCCAUAUCACCAGGAACCAAAAAACCAAGUGUAGAGACUCCCAAUCUCCCUUCCUCUUUCUCCCCUACCUACUCCAUGACUGUCAUCAUUUCCAUCAUCUCCAGCUUUGCAUUGAUAGUGAUUCUCAUUAUCAUUGCUCUCGUUUGCUGCCGAAGGCGAAAACAAUGGAAAAACAAAAAGAGGGAGUCACAAGCACCAGCGCUAACCACUCUUCCAUCAGAGCUCCUAUUGGACAGACUUCAUCCUAACCCCAUGUAUCAGCGCAUACCCCUUCUCCUGAAUCCUAAACUACUCAGCCUGGAAUACCCAAGAAACAAUAUUGAAUACGUGAGAGAUAUUGGAGAAGGAGCGUUUGGAAGGGUCUUUCAAGCAAGGGCUCCUGGAUUGCUUCCUUCUGAGCCAUUCACAAUGGUGGCAGUGAAAAUGCUAAAGGAAGAAGCUUCGGCAGACAUGCAGGCUGAUUUCCAGAGGGAGGCGGCUCUCAUGGCGGAAUUUGAUAACCCAAAUAUCGUCAAACUGUUAGGGGUGUGUGCUGUUGGGAAACCCAUGUGUCUGCUGUUUGAAUACAUGGCUUACGGGGAUCUCAAUGAGUACCUACGCACUCGCUCGCCACACAACCUCUGCAGCCUGAGCCACGGUAACCUUGACGCCAGGAUCAGGCUCUCCAAUCCCAACCCCCUCGCUCUGUGCUGCACCGAUCAGCUUGGUAUCGCCAAGCAGGUGGCUGCGGGCAUGGCGUACCUCUCAGAGCGCAAGUUUGUGCAUCGGGAUUUGGCCACCAGGAAUUGUUUGGUGGGCGAGAAUAGGGUGGUAAAAAUCGCCGACUUUGGCCUCUCGAGGAAUAUCUAUUCAGCAGACUAUUACAAAGCCAAUGAAAACGAUGCCAUUCCCAUACGCUGGAUGCCCCCCGAAUCCAUAUUCUACAACCGCUACACCACCGAGUCCGAUGUGUGGGCCUACGGUGUGGUCCUGUGGGAGAUCUUCUCCUAUGGCAUGCAACCCUAUUAUGGGAUGGCUCACGAGGAGGUGAUUUACUACGUGAGAGAUGGCAACGUCCUCUCCUGCCCCGACGACUGCCCUUUGGAGCUCUACAACCUGAUGCGCCUUUGCUGGAGCAAGCUGCCUUCUGACAGGCCCAGUUUCGCCAGCAUCCAUCGCAUCCUGGAGCGUAUAUACGAGAGGGCAGUGGCUGCUAUCCAUGUCUGAGGCGCGUACUGCAGCAUGACAUUUCAUCCUCAUCCCAUGCCGCUGGCCCACUCCUCAGUCACAACUCCCAAGCUGAACCCAAGGGGAGUUUUCUGAGUGAGGGCUGCAGGGUCGAGACCAGUAUGUUUAAUCUGCUAAACCAAAAAGGUAAAGGGGAGCGACUGUAUGGGCCAGAUGGGACUUUGGGAGUGGUGGCUACAUUAGAGGACGACAGUUUUGCUGAGAGCAGAAGCAUCUUGUUCAUCAAUCAAGGGGGAAGUUCUCAUUUUGUCUUUAAAAACAGGAUUUAGCUUCUGAACUUAGUGAACUAAUUUGCAGUAGAGUCGAGGCCUAGACUCCUCGAAAACCAGUGAGUCCAGUCCUUAUUACUACAAAUUAGUUCAAUAGUUACCGUUUAUGAUUUCUAAGGGCUAGUCUACACUUACCAGCCG